Molecule: messenger RNA, 1041 nt
Organism: Chionomys nivalis (European snow vole)
Lineage: Eukaryota; Metazoa; Chordata; Mammalia; Rodentia; Cricetidae
Product: melanoma-associated antigen B4-like
Exons: 1
Biological process (GO): negative regulation of transcription by RNA polymerase II
Cellular component (GO): nucleus
Source: RefSeq, a predicted model, not a curated record
AUGCCCAGGGGACAAAAGAGUAAGGCCCGUGCUCGCGAGAAACGCCGCCAGGUCCAAGAUGAGGUCCAGGGGUCCAAUGAUGCUCAAGCAAAGGCAGCAGAGAAAGAAGAGUCACCCUCCUCCUCUGCUUAUGAUCCUGGAGAUGCUGUUGCAAGCACGUCUACUGCUAGCUUCCCUCCGAAGUCUAAGUCUCAGGGCAAGGCACCUACUGUCACCACUGGUAAAGGUGCGACCCAAGGAAGAUCUGGUAAAGGUGCCAGGGGCCGAAGGGAGCAAAAUCCUAGUUGCUCUAUGGUCUCACAGUCCACUGAGAGCCCCCAGAAUGAUCUUCUAACAAGGAAGACGGGAAUGCUGAUGCAGUACCUGCUCUGCAAGUACAAAAUGAAGCAGCCAAUGAAUAAGGGAGAAAUGCUGAAAAUUAUCAACAGACGAUUCAAGGAGCACUUCCCUGAGAUCCUCAAGAAAGCCUCUGAGCGUUUACAGCUUGUUUUUGGACUUGAAGUGAAGCAAAUCAAGCCCAAUAGUAGCUACUAUACCCUUGUCAGUAAGUUAGACCCCAGCAUUGGUGGGACUCUGACCACUGGCUUGCCUUUUCCCCAGAAUGGGCUUCUGAUGCCUCUGCUGGGUGUGAUCUUCUUAAAUGGCAACCGUGCCACUGAGAAAGAGAUCUGGGAUUUUCUGAAUAUUUUGGGAAUCUUUGAUGGGAAGGUGCACAUAAUCUUUGGGGAGCCCCGAAAUCUCAUCACCAAAGAUUUGGUUAAGGAAAAGUACCUGGAGUACCGGCAGGUAGCUAACAGUGAUCCUCCAUCCUAUGAAUUCCUUUGGGGUCCCCGGGCUCAUGCUGAAACCACCAAGAUGAAUGUCCUGAUGUUUUUGGCCAAGGUCAAUGAGACCGUUCCUCAGGCCUUCCCAUCUCAUUAUGAAGAGGCUUUGAGAGAUCAGGAAGAGAGAGCCCAAGCUGAAGCUGUAGGCAGGAGUGGUACUACUGACAAAGAUAAGGCAGAGUAGAAAGUCACAUCUAGUGACUCCUCUUGCUCCUAG